CAUGAUGGCUCUGUGCGUCACAUUUAUUCCUAACCUUACGAGUGAUGGCUAUUUUAGUCCCGCAAAAUAACGGCUUUGCUUUUGGCCUGGUCGGCUCUCUCUUUUUUGGUGCUUUUUCAAGUGAUUUGACAAUGGUGCAUUAUUUCUUGGGCAGCCGAUGGACAGAGCGGUAGUGUCCGCUGCAUGUUUGUGCUCUCUUGUGAACUAACAUAAGCCGCCCCUAGCUAGCUGUCAUCGCUCGCAAAGAGUUCGCUAGUACAGAAACAGAAGGAACCGGUCCAAUCUGCUUUGCUGGACAGUAUUCCCUGCAAUCCUCGACGUUUGGCACUGGUGAAUUCCAAGUGAUAUUAAUAGUCGAAUUCACACCUCGCAGACAAUCCAACACACUCCCCGACCAACCACAACAAUCCAACUACCUCUGGGCAACGGGGGACUUGAUAUACAUCCGUGUUGACUGCUGCGUUCUCGUGGGCAAUCGACGGUGGAUGUACCAAUUUUGAAUUUCGUCACAUCAAUCAAUCGCAAUGCCGCCACCCCGAAAUGAAACACCGAGAAGGAAGAAUGGCUUCAGCUAUCCCUACACAGGAGCCCAAAUCUCAACAUGGUUUGCUCUGCCCACGCUGAUAGUCGAAUUCGUGCUGGUGGUGGCUCCUGUACUGCCAUUGGAGGCCGCUAUUCCGUGCACCAUCGUCUUUGGCUUGACCGCUACUCUGGCGGCCUACUAUGCUGCCAUGGCACAGAUGAUUGAUCCCAUGGACGACUAUCUGGCGAAGCAUCUCAAGAGAAAGGAAAGUGGUGAACCGGAAGAGGACAAUGGAUUUGCUGGAUGUCUGGGAGCACCGGGUGACGCUUGUGAGCCAUUGAAGCAUUGUUGGAUAUGUGAAACACAAGUGGCAGAACAUGCCAUGCAUUGCAAAUUCUGUAACAAGUGUGUUGGCAAAUUUGAUCACCAUUGCAUGUGGCUCAACACAUGUGUGGGAAAAGCCAACUACCAUUACUUCCUCAUGACCAUGAUAUUCAUCACAGCAAUGCUAAUUGUCCAUUCCUCGAUACAAGUGGCUCUGAUAAUCGAUAUUUUCUUGGGAGGAUCCUCUCAAGACAGAGCCGAUGAAUGGUUUGAUACCAAUUCCCACAAAGUCCUUGUUGGUAUCUACAUUGGAUUUGUGGUAUUUGACGCAGUUGCAUUAUCAUUGCUUCUGCAGCUGUUGCAUUUCCACUGGAUAUUGAGCAAGGAGGGCUUGACAACCUACAGAUACAUUGUUCGAGAGACACAACGAAAACGAGAAAGGACCAACAAAGAAGAAGCACGGAAAAACCAACGAAUGGUUGCCAUGGGAAAAGCCAACGAUGAAGGCAACACAUUGUUGGCACUUCGACUGCGCUACGGAGAAAGUUGCAAAUGUUGUGAUCCACUACCACCAAUGGAGGAAGAAAAGAAGGAGGAAGAGCGGUCGUAUACUCCUGUGAAUCAACGUUCUUCUAAUGGUGAUCAUGGCGAUACCAAUGGUAAUGGCGAGCAUGCAAAUGGUGAAGGCGAUGGGGUUACCUUUGUCAAUGCGUCAGCCACGAAAGAUGCAUAGCGUUUCUUUUCAUAUUCUAUCUAACGC
Messenger RNA from Seminavis robusta, 1607 nucleotides. NCBI's taxonomy places the organism in Eukaryota, Bacillariophyta, Bacillariophyceae, Naviculales, Naviculaceae. The record is from the annotation of a GenBank genome assembly.